Messenger RNA from Spodoptera littoralis (African cotton leafworm), 804 nucleotides. The record is from the annotation of a GenBank genome assembly. Lineage: Eukaryota; Metazoa; Arthropoda; Insecta; Lepidoptera; Noctuidae.
AUGGAUUACGAUUUCUCAAACAAAGUAGUGCUAGUAACUGGCGCGAGUGCCGGUAUAGGUGAGGCUAUAGCUCUCCUGUUCGCUAAACUUGGCGCGAAGCUGUCGCUGGUGGGAAGAAAUGAAGCCAACUUGCGAGCAGUCGCAGCCGAGUGUGAGAAGCAGAAGGGCGUGAAGCCGCUGGCGAUCGUCGCGGACCUGGGGACCAAUGAGGGUGUCGAAAAGACUGCUAAGGAUACUCUCGAACAUUUCGGACGACUGGACAUCCUCGUGAACAACGCAGCCAUUGGUGUCUUCACAUGGCUUCUGCACGAGACAGACAUGCAGAUGUUCGACGAUGUGUUCAGGAUCAACGUGAGGGGAGUGUACUACCUCACUAAGCUACUGGCCCCCGCCCUCGUCGAGACCAAGGGCAAUAUUGUCAACAUCUCCAGUAUUGUGGCCACCAUGGUAUCUGUGGGCAGUCUGCCAUACGGCAUGACAAAGGCUGCUCUAGACCACUUCACCCGUCUGAUAUCUCUGGAGCUGGCUCCUAAGGGUGUCCGAGUCAACACAGUCAGUCCUGGAGUUACUGUAUCAGAAUUCGUGAAGCGCAUCACAGGCCAAUCAGAGGAAGAGUACAGAGCAUGGUUGGCAUCGUUUAGUCAUAAGAUCCCCCUGGGAGAACCGUGCGUGGGAGCUGACAUAGCUCGCAUGGUGGUCCACCUCGCCAGCGACCACAGCAGGCUGGUCACAGGGACCGUUAUCGAGGUAGACGGCGGCUACAGGUUCAACAACUCGGUACACACUCCGGCGUUGGACAAGUAA